This is a messenger RNA of Triticum dicoccoides, 1519 nucleotides long. RefSeq names its product probable glycosyltransferase 4. Lineage: Eukaryota; Viridiplantae; Streptophyta; Magnoliopsida; Poales; Poaceae. The transcript has a single exon. Gene Ontology annotation, cellular component: membrane; endosome; trans-Golgi network. Gene Ontology annotation, biological process: xyloglucan biosynthetic process. The record is from RefSeq and is a predicted model, not a curated record. Gene Ontology annotation, molecular function: xyloglucan 6-xylosyltransferase activity; hexosyltransferase activity; UDP-xylosyltransferase activity. The coding region runs from base 92 to 1396 and encodes 434 amino acids.
AUUCCCCACCAGCCGCCUACGUAGUUAAGACUUAAGAGGAGCAGCCGUGUAUGUAGCGCGUGCGUGCGUCCUCUUCCGUCCUCAGCAGUCGAUGGCGGAGGAACAGCGAGCUGCGGCCGAGAGGCGAGCACGGCGCAAGCUGCUGUUCGCCGUCCCCAUCAUUCCGAUCGUCUUGUUCAUCGUCGGCUCAUGCGCGCUCUUCUUGUUCGCGGCCGACCUCCCGCGCAUCCGCAUCGAGUACGCCUGCCUCAAUGGCGCCCGUGACGCUCCGCCCACGAAUUCGAAGGAGCCGCCGGAGGCCGUGGUGGUGCAGACUGUUCGCGGCGAGGAGGAGCAACGGCUGCGCCAGCUGAGCGACCGGCCGUACUCGCUCGGCCCGAACGUGGCCGACUACGACGCCCGCAGAGCGGCCUGGCUGGCCGCGCACCCUGGGUUCCCGGCCAUGGUCGCGCCGGGGCGGCCCCGGGUGCUCGUGGUCACCGGGUCGUCGCCGCGCCGGUGCACGGAGGCGGAGGGCGACCACGUGCUCCUCCGCGCGUUCAAGAACAAGGCGGACUACUGCCGCGUGCACGGGCUGGACAUCUUCUACAGCAACGCGGUGCUGGACGGCGAGAUGACGGGGUUCUGGACGAAGCUGCCGCUGCUGCGCGCGCUGAUGGUGGCGCACCCGGAGGCGGAGCUGCUGUGGUGGGUGGACUCGGACGCGGUGUUCACCGACAUGCUGUUCGAGCCGCCGUGGGGCAGGUACGCCGGCCACAACAUGGUGCUCCACGGCUGGGACGGCGAGGUGUACGGCGCCAGGAACUGGCUCGGCGCCAACACCGGCAGCUUCGUGCUCCGGAACUGCCGGUGGUCGCUGGACCUCCUGGACACGUGGGCGCGCAUGGGGCCGCGCGGCCCGGUGCGCGACCGGUACGGGAGGGUCUUCGCGGAGGCGCUGUCGAACCGGGCGGCGUGGGAGGCCGACGACCAGUCGGCGCUGGUGUACCUGCUGGCGACGGAGCGUGGCCGGUGGGGGGAGAAGGUGUUCCUGGAGAGCGCCUACCACCUGCACGGGUUCUGGGAGGAGAUCGUGGGCCGCUACGAGGAGAUGCGGAGCAGGUGGCGGCCGGGGCUCGGCGACCACCGGUGGCCGCUGGUGACGCACUUCGUCGGGUGCAAGCCGUGCGGGGAGCCAGGCGCGACCUAUGAUGCAGUGGCGUGCCGUGAGGGCAUGGAGCGCGCGCUCAACUUCGCGGACGACCAGAUACUCGGCCUCUACGGGUUCCAGCACGAGUCGCUGGGCACCACGGCCGUGCGGCGCGUCAGGAACGACACCGGACGGCCGCUGGACGACGAUGACGAGGAGAUCGGCAGGCUCCUGCACCCAGAGUUCAGGGCCGCCAAGGAGAAAUGAUGUUCUACCAUGCCGGGAUAUCCGGUGCAUGGCUAAGCCAUCCAUUUCUUGGAGAUUCGGAUACAUGCAAAUCUGGCCCGCUGUAUUCACCUUAUAUAUUGCCUAUCCAAUUGAAUUUCGAAA